UUGAGAAUGCAGCGAGAGACAGGCAUUGAGAAUGCAGCGAGAGACAGGCAUUGAGAAUGCAGCGAGAGACAGGCGGUGAGAAAGACACAGGCAGUGAGAGACAAGAGGUGAGCGAGACAUGCAGUGACUCACUGCCUAUCUCUCUCGUCGCCUCUCUCUGUCUCUCUCACCGCCUCUGCGUGAGACAGGCGAUGAGAGAGAGGCGACGAGAGAGGCGGAGAGAUAGACUCAGGCAGUGAGAGAGACAGGCGGUGAGACGCAGUAAGAGAGAGAGAGUGGAGAUCAGAAAGACAACCAAUGAGAGAGAGGUGAAUUCCACUAAUUCUGGGCCACACAUUUCCACAUAAAACCCUUAUAACAGAUAAUACAUAAUCUCGGCGCGUUGCCACAGACAAUUACUCUCCACAUCUCCUUAGUGUUACGAGAGAAGAAGGCUAAUAUUCAGAGGUUCAAUGGCAACGCGAAGCGUCCCUCUAAGACACUGCGUCCUGCGUGCGCUACGUGGCCAUAACCGGGGUCCCAAGAUGCACCGCGCAAAUCCGGUAGCUUUGAUUGGUUGUAGUGUUAAACCCGGAAGUAAGCGUGUGGGAGCACUGUUGCGGAGAAAUGGCAACAGGCAGCGAUCGAUUAGCGGGGGCGGGGCUGGUGGUUUUGAGCUCGAUCAUCUUCGCGUAUUACACGGUGUGGGUCAUUUUGCUGGGAUCUUUGUGACUUUCAUCAUGUGGAAGAGCCGGAGCCCAAAAAAGAAAUCCGAGUGAUGCCGCAGAAUGUCACACUUAAGACUUUGAUAGAGUCCGGGGCCACGUGAGAUACUUGUUGUGUCAGCAACGGGACAUCCAUCUGUUUCGAUUUGUUUAUGGGACAUUUUACAGGCCGAGUCAUCCAGAACUAAUAAAACCGAACAGAUAACGGUUUUCGAGUGUUUAAAAGUCCUUGUCAAGACAACGCUACCACAGAGUGGUCAAAUUCCAGCCGUGCAGAUAUUUUGGUGGCUUUCUAACGAAGCUGUUGUGCUGUCUUUGUCUGCCGGAAUUAUACUGAGACCUGUAACAGCAAUUACUCCUAAGAAGAACAUCGGGCAUGUUUUUUUAUUUUGUUUUUUUCCGUUUUCAGUGAGGAAUGAGGAAUCGCACAGGGGUGCAGAAAUCCUGCCAAGAACUUUUGACCAAAUUACCUUUCCUGAUAUUCGGCUUUUUAUAAUGAGCUUAAUUACUUGCAGCAAAUUCUUUGAGGGGUUUGGACAGCAAUGUCUUUAUUCUUUAUAAACUGGAGGAAUAAAAGCAGAAUGCAGGAAAA
This is a messenger RNA of Xenopus laevis (African clawed frog), 1296 nucleotides long. It is a transcript of the gene dpm2.L, whose product is annotated as dolichyl-phosphate mannosyltransferase polypeptide 2, regulatory subunit L homeolog. Gene Ontology annotation, cellular component: dolichol-phosphate-mannose synthase complex; endoplasmic reticulum membrane. The coding region runs from base 453 to 758 and encodes 101 amino acids. Gene Ontology annotation, biological process: dolichol phosphate mannose biosynthetic process; GPI anchor biosynthetic process; dolichyl monophosphate biosynthetic process. The record is from RefSeq and is a predicted model, not a curated record. Lineage: Eukaryota; Metazoa; Chordata; Amphibia; Anura; Pipidae. The transcript has 3 exons. Gene Ontology annotation, molecular function: enzyme regulator activity.